UUUGUCGUAGAGUUGCCGUCUACUUGCGAAGAGUUAUGGCGAACACUAUUUACCAUGUCGUGGCCCUGUACACUCUAAUUUUUAUCUGGAUCAUGACUACAAAAGCAAGACUUAUUUCAGACAAUUCAGAUAAUUCAAUAGCGGAUCCUUUCCCACCGAGGAUGAAAGAAAAAAACAUAUAUUUUUCUUCAGAAGAACUUGUACCAAAUUUAGGAUUUGAACGUCCAUACAGAUCACUGAGGAAAUUGAUGAGGCCUAGAGCGACAAGAGUAGGAGACAAUUUGGAAUUGUUCACAGCCAGAGGAUAUGGAAAGAGAUCGAGCGGCAACGGCGGCUGCAAAGGCUGCAGAGAUCUUGCCUUUAGAGAACUGUCCCUUAAUAGCGCCAGGCGAUUCGGCAAACGAGAUCCAGAUAAAAUGGAAAACAUAUUAUGCAUGAUUACCAACUGCAGAGACAACAAGAAAAAUGUUCAAAUGAAUGGCGAAUUUUCGAAUGUGCUGACUCGAAGGGACAAAGAAAUACCGGAUAGGAACACAUUAGACGAAGCCGACGACUGAUUUCUUUUGGUGAAAACCCUCUUCUAGAAAUAUUUCUAUUUACAUUACUAAUGUGAUCCUGAACGUUGUACUUAAAAUUCAGCAUAAAAUAUUAGUUAAAUCAAUAUUAAGAUGUACAAACGUGUGGUUCGAAAUAAUAACUUUGUGUUUUUUUUUUGUCGUGCACAAAUUUUGUUUUAUGUCUACAGUACCUACGUUCCCGGAUUGUGUUUACAUGAGGGAAAACCUUUUUAAUAUUAACUUUAUACGAAAAAUGCACUCAUCAUAAAAUCAAUUGCUUGAUAUAAAAGGGUUUAUGCCGUGUAUAUUUUUCCUAAUUUCUAUACGUUCUUAAAAAAAUAUUUAAAUAUUUUUGAAUUUUUUCCAAGUCUCAAAAAUCAUAACGCGUUUCUAUGAUAAUAUCAUUUUUAGGCUUUUAUUCUUUGAUAAAAGGAUAGUAUUAAUUUUGAUGAAAUGUCAUAUUUUUUGCUGUUUUAAUAUGUUAAAGAAGCACAUCAUUUAUUUGGCUAAAAGUAUAAUGGGAUGAACCAUUUUAGAGCAAGCAACAUUUUUUAUGAAGAAUGCAUUUUCUCAAAAACUUAAUAAUAAAAAGUGUUUUUCCUCUUGUCAAGACAAUCCAGAGACAUACUGUAGAUACAUUUUCGACUGUUUAGUUAGUGUACCUAUCUCAUCUUCUUUUUUAAUUUGAAAAAUGUGUGCUCAUCAUUAAAUAAUAAUGUUAGGUGUGGCUGUUUACAUGGUUAACAGUUUGGUAAAAAUAUACGAAAUUUAUUUAAUGAUUUCUUUUUAACUAAAAGUUUGUGGUAGAACGUAGAGCGCAUUAUACUUUUUUAUAAAUGAUUUUAGCUAACAUUUGACUUCGAUGAUAGUUUGUGCUAUAAAUUGGCAUAGGUAUUGCAAUAAAAAAUAAUAUUUUAUUUUUACCAACCAAAAGCAUGCAAUACAAAAUUCCACGAUAAAAAUACAUAAUAAAAAUGUUUUUCUGUCCGUAUUUAAAAAAUAAUUAUUUCGUUGUAAAAAGCGAGAUACGACUAAUAAUAUGGAAUAAAGUACUUAGAAGCAAUAAUAUACUAAAAAUAUAUAUUGCAUUUUUAUAAUAUUAGCUCUUUUAAUGUGCCUGCACUGAACGAUAGAAAUGCUUUUUAGUAUGCAUUUUAUUCGAUUUAUUAGGAAAAUCGCUGUGAACAUGGUUGAGGAAGUCAUGUAUAUGCAAAGUAGAAUUCUUUUCAUAUAGAGAUCUGAUGGAUUUGCACGUGAUGCAAGUAAUAUGAUAAAAAAGCUUUUAUUGAAUUUCAAAAAGUAGAUUUAAAAAUAAUAAAAGAUAUUUUUUUUAUUGAGAGAACAAUAAAUAGCACAGCAAAAUCUGUUAAUCGAACUUUCCGUAUCCUACAUUAUUCUCAAUAUUUAUUAUAUACCGUAUGAUCGAAAAAAAACGGCGUCAGCGAUGUCUAUGAAAUGAAGAUCGCCGUAAUUUUAUAUGUAAAUUUAUAUGGGAAAUGUCAUCGAUGUUCAUUUCAUAGCCAUCGCUGAGGCCGUUUUUUUAUCGAUCAUACGGUACCUGUAUAAGUGAAAUUUGUUAUGAAGUGGCUAUUAAAGUGUCAAUUUCAGUUGGCCGUCGGCACGUGUUUUCAAAAGGAAGGAUUUUUUAGGGCACCGGAAAAAAAUUAACCACAACCCUAGUAUAUGUAUAUUUAUAUUUAAUCAUUUUUUCAUAUUCUAUUCGCAUGUUUCAAACUGUUUAUUUAAUUUAAAAAUGAAGUACCAAAUUAAAUAAUUAAUAUAAUUUAAAAUCACGGUGAUAAUGAUGAUUUUUAAAAAUUUCACACUGUUUAGAAAUUAUACACGUAUACAACCAAUCCAAACUUGACAUCUUAAGAAACUAUGCUGUAUUUAUGUAUUUAGGUUAUAAAACCACAAAUGGAUUAAUAUAAUUAAAACCGCAUGUUUUCCUUUUAGAUAAUUAAUUAGUUUUACUUGACAUCCCCUUUGAGAAUAAUACAAUACUGAUAACGUACAUAAAUACAACGUACAAUGAGUAAAUUGUCAGCAUAAUUGCAUAGAUAUAGCUGUAAUUCAUCAUCAAUUAAAACAAAAUAAAAAAAAAUGUUUUUUAUUUUUUUCUUUGAACUAGAGUAAACCAUCAUUACUUUUCUAUUAAAGUAAGCAUUUAGUAUUGUUUUUUUCUGUAUUAUAUUAGGCUGGAACACUGAUAGCAUAGAAUAGUUUUUGGCACGGUGUAUUAUUCCGAACCACAUUGACAAUAUUUAAAAAAAUUGUCUGUUGAUAAUUUUCCAGAAUUAAUUGGUUUUAAAAUAUGGUGUAUCUUUACAAUCUACUCUAUUGUAAAAUUAGAGUUUCAUGUUCUUCUUGACUGUGUAGUAUAACUUUAAACUUCUAAUUUUAAAGUUAUUAGAAAGUAAGUACAUGUAACAAAUAAACUAAUUUGUUUCUAAACAAGGAAAAUCUUUCAUUAACUGAUUUCUUUGGUGGUACACACAAUCUUAAUAGGUCUACAGAAUAUUUCUUCUAACUCAUAAAUAACGUAACAAUAAAGAAUAAAUAAAUUCAAAAAAGUUACAUUUUAUGUGUGUGUUCUAUUUUUAAAAUUUGCCAGCUCAGUAAUAUUUAAAGUAUAUAUUGACAAAUUAAAUUAGAGUAAAUUAGUAUAUUUUCCGGAAACGAGUAGGUACCUAUUAUCCCCUUGUUUAUGUUACUUAAAUGUUUAUAUACUUAAAUUUUAUGUACAAAUGACUAAAAAAAUAAAGUAAU
Molecule: messenger RNA, 3326 nt
Organism: Sitophilus oryzae (rice weevil)
Lineage: Eukaryota; Metazoa; Arthropoda; Insecta; Coleoptera; Curculionidae
Exons: 4
Coding region: 36-557 (173 amino acids)
Source: RefSeq, a predicted model, not a curated record